Messenger RNA from Verruconis gallopava, 1673 nucleotides. RefSeq lists its product as uncharacterized. Lineage: Eukaryota; Fungi; Ascomycota; Dothideomycetes; Venturiales; Sympoventuriaceae. Gene Ontology annotation, molecular function: translation initiation factor activity; RNA 7-methylguanosine cap binding. Bases 302 to 1060 code for a protein of 252 amino acids. Gene Ontology annotation, biological process: translational initiation. The record is from RefSeq and is a predicted model, not a curated record. The transcript is spliced from 3 exons. Gene Ontology annotation, cellular component: eukaryotic translation initiation factor 4F complex; cytoplasm.
GACUUAUAUCACUCACACAUUGCGCCUUCUGCUGUCCUCGACUCCAAACGACUUUUCUGUAAUCUCAACCGGACCCAUCGUCCAUCUACUUGCGCACCAGCCGUCCAAAACACUUACAAACGCUUGUCUGUUCUGUCCUUCUGCGUGACGGGAACGAGCACACGUGCUUCGAACGCUGCAGAAACACUUUCGGCUUUCCUGAAUCCCGCCUCCGGCCAAAAGAAAAACCUUUCCUGCGCUUUGCGUGAAGAAAAAAGAAGUUCAAAAAAAAAGAGAAAAAGUGUAAAAGUGAAAGCAAACAAUGGCUGAGGUACAAGUGCCGCUCGACACGAUCCCAAUCUCGCCGCCGGAUUCUCACCCCAACUACGGCAACGGCGACGAGUCCCCGGCUCCCGCGAGCAAGCCCGUCACCGUCUUCGACGACCCGGAAAACUUUAACGUCAAGCACCCGCUCAUGCACAAGUGGACGCUGUGGUUCACAAAGCCGCAGACCGGCAAGGGCGACAACUGGAACGACUUGCUGAAGGAGGUCAUCUCGUUCGACUCAGUCGAGGAGUUUUGGGGCAUCUAUAACAACAUCACGCCUGCCGACCAGCUCGCUCAAAAGUCCGACUACCACCUGUUCAAGGCUGGCGUGCGCCCGGAGUGGGAAGACGCGAACAACAAGCACGGCGGCAAGUGGUCGUACUCGUUUCGCGACAAGAAGCUGAUCAACAUCAACGAUCUGUGGUUGCACGUCAUGCUCGCCGCCAUCGGCGAGACUCUCGAGGACGAGGACGACGGCGAGGUCAUGGGUGUCGUCGUCAACGUCCGCAAGGGCUUCUACCGCAUCGGCCUGUGGACCCGAUCCACGGGCAAACCGUUCCCCGGCGGCGGCGACGGCAACACGGCCGGUGGCAAGGGACGCAGUCCCCAGCAGGGCCAGGAGAUCUUGAUGAAGAUUGGCAGACGUUUCAAGGAGGUGUUGGCGCUCAAGGACAGCGACGUUGUCGAGUUCUCCGGCCAUGUUGACGCUGCGCACUCGGGUUCCACUCGCGCGAAGGCCAAGUUCACCUGCUAGACGGCUUGGUAGAGUCUAGCCUCCUCCUUCUUUUUUUUUUUUUUUAUCUUUUUCACUUUCCUUGGAUCUUCGAUCUGAGCGUGCUCGAUCGACAAACAAUGUGAGCCGGUGUUUACAAAGAGGGUCACGCGACCCCGUUACUCUCCUAUGCAACAUCAGCAUUUUACGGGCAUUAGCAUUGGCGUUUCAGGCAGACCAAAACAGGCACGAGGAUAAUACUGGAGGAGAGAGGGUCUCCUGGGGGAAAGCCGGGUGUGGAGCAUGUGGCCACCCGGACGAGACAUCACUCUGGUCCUCAAGACACGAGCAUGGGAGGGUUGAAAUGAGGGGGAAAAAAGGGACUUCGCUAACGAAAUGGGAUGUGUGCAUAUACCACCGAUAGAAAUGGCACGGAAUACCUAUCAUCUUUACAGUACGUCCCGCUACUACCACCACGACAAUGACGGACGAAAUUAGGAUGGAAGUGGCAAAUUUUCUGGAAGCAAGGCUGCGUUGAGUUCGACGAACAUCAUAUUUCGAGCAUGAUAUCGGCCAAAGUCAUGAAGGUUGUAGAGAUAGCGUGAGCUUUUGCGCUAAUUGCAUAACUACGCUUUGUCAAUCGGCAUUUUCCCAC